AUGACCGACUGCCAUCGUGCAACCAGCUUAAGAAGCAGUGCUAAAGGUCCGACUAUAGCAGCGCCGCUUUACACCGAGGCAACGCGCAAUGAGUUGCUGACCAAAGCAAACUGCUCAUCCGCACCAAAGUUUAUUGCCUCUCAAUCUGAGAAACAAGGCGAAACAGACUGGGUCCCGGGAGGACACAUGGACUUAAUCUUAACGGAGCGGGUACCCGGCUCUGAUCUAAGUCACCGAUGGGUUAGUCUCUACUCGGUCGUGCCGAGGAACGAACCAGAUGAGAUUCGGGCAGCAUUCAAAAAUGCCUGGCUGUAG
Penicillium concentricum is the source of this 315-nucleotide messenger RNA. RefSeq lists its product as uncharacterized. Lineage: Eukaryota; Fungi; Ascomycota; Eurotiomycetes; Eurotiales; Aspergillaceae. The record is from RefSeq and is a predicted model, not a curated record. The transcript is spliced from 3 exons. Bases 1 to 315 code for a protein of 104 amino acids.